This is a messenger RNA of Arabidopsis arenosa, 2485 nucleotides long. NCBI's taxonomy places the organism in Eukaryota, Viridiplantae, Streptophyta, Magnoliopsida, Brassicales, Brassicaceae. The record is from the annotation of a GenBank genome assembly.
UUCAACUCGAUAUUGUGAAGAUGGUAGAUGCGAUCACGGAGUUCGUUGUGGGAAAGAUCGGCAACUAUCUCAUUGAAGAAGCAUCAAUGUUGAUGGGAGUCAAAGACGAUCUAGAGGAGCUGAAGAGGGAGUUGACGUGCAUCCAAGGUUAUCUCAGGGACGUUGAAGCGAGAGAAAGAGAAGAUGAAGUCUCAAAAGAGUGGACAAAACUAGUUUUAGAUUUCGCUUAUGACGUCGAGGAUGUUUUGGACACUUAUCACAUGAAACUCGAGGAAAGAUCACAAAGGCGAGGUUUGAGGAGAUUGACCAACAAAAUAGGCAGGAAGAUAGAUGCGUACAACGUAGUUGAUGAUAUCAGAAUCCUCAAGAGAAGAAUCUUGGAUAUCACUCGCAAGAGGGAGACUUAUGGUAUAGGAAGCUUAAAAGAGCCUCAGGAAAGAGGGAAUACUUCAAGUUUGAGAGUUAGGCAGCUUCGGCGUGCUCGAUCUGUUGAUCAGGAAGAGCUUGUAGUUGGUUUGGAAGAUGAUGCUAAGAUUCUUUUGGCAAAGCUUCUCGAUGUUAGAGAGUACAAUAGAUUUAUUAUCUCGAUCUUCGGUAUGGGAGGUCUCGGAAAGACUGCACUUGCUAGGAAGCUCUACAACUCAGAAGAUGUGAAGAGCAGAUUCGAAUACCGUGCGUGGACUUAUGUUUCUCAAGAGUAUAAAACUGGAGAUAUACUUAUGAGAAUCAUUACAUCUUUGGGAAUGACUUCAGGGGAAGAGUUGGAAAAGAUCAGAAAGUUUGCAGAGGAGCAACUAGAAGUUUACCUUCACGGUCUUCUAGAAGGGAAAAAAUAUUUGGUGGUGGUGGAUGAUAUAUGGGAGCGAGAAGCGUGGGAGAGCUUAAAGAGAGCGUUACCUUGCAACCAUGAAGGAAGUAAAGUCAUCAUCACUACGCGUAUUAGAGCCGUGGCUGAAGGCGUGGACGGGAGAUUCUAUGCUCAUAAGUUAAGGUUCUUGACGUUUGAGGAAAGCUGGAAGUUGUUUGAACAGAAAGCAUUCAGGAAUACGGAAUGGGUUGAUGAAGAUUUGCUGAAAACCGGAAAAGAAAUGGUUCAAAAAUGCAGAGGAUUACCACUUUGUAUAGUCGUUCUUGCGGGGCUUUUGUCGAGGAAGAGACCAAGUGAGUGGAAUGAUGUGUGUAACAGUUUAUGGAGACGCCUAAAGGAUGACUCCAUUCAUGUUUCCACUGUGUUUGAUCUAAGCUUCAAGGAUAUGCGGCAUGAGUCCAAACUCUGUUUUCUGUACCUUAGUAUCUUCCCUGAGGACCACGAGAUAGAUAUAGAGAAGUUGAUAUGGUUACUUGUAGCAGAAGGGUUUAUAAAAGAGGAUGAAGAGAUGAUGAUGGAAGAUGUGGCUAGGUACUACAUCGAAGAGCUGAUAGACAGAAGCUUACUGGAAGCAGUGAGAAGAGAAAGAGGAAAAGUGAUGUCUUGUAGAAUCCAUGAUCUUCUUAGAGAUGUGGCUAUCGAGAAAUCUAAAGAGCUCAACUUUGUAAACGUUUAUAACGAUCAUGUGGCCCAACAUUCUUCUACUACUUGCAGAAGGGAAGUGGUUCACCAUCAGAUCAAUAGAUACUUAUCUGAGAAACACUGGAACAAACGGAUGCGAUCCUUCUUAUUCUUUGGAGAAUCAGAGGAUUCACGUGAUCUUGAAACCAUUUACUUAAAUUUGAAGCUACUUCGAGUGCUUGAUCUCGGAGGGGUUCGGUUUGCUUGGGAAGAAGGGAAGAGGAGUUUACCAGAAGUGAUUGGGGAUCUGAUCCACUUGAGGUACCUUGGAAUUGCUGAUACUUUUCACAGCAAUUUACCAUCUUUUAUCUCCAACUUACGGUUUCUACAAACACUAGAUUCAUCUGGCAAUUUUACCAAAGUCGAUCUCCGUCAUAUCACAUCAUUAAGACAUGUCAUAGGAAAUUUCGCUGGAGAAUUAUUAUUAGGCGAAAGCGUUAACCUUCAGACCUUGAGGUCUAUCUCCUCUUACAGCUGGAGCAAACUAAAACAUGAGUUGCUCAUAAAUCUUCGGGACUUGGAGAUCUAUGUAGGUUUUGCUACAGGAGUUCCUGUGAAAUGGGCUUCCUUGACUAAACUGAGAAAUCUUCGUGUUUUGAGGCUGGUGGGGACGGACGAUAUCCCUUUAUCAUUGGAAUCGGAAGAAGCAGUUAGGUCCAUGGAUGUGAUAUCACCCACUCUUGAAUCUGUGACACUUGUUAGAAUAAAUCUCAACGAAGACCCAGAAAAUGCCGAGACUUGAAGAUCUGAUCUUGGAAAAAUGUUAUUACUCGGGAGAGAAGAUGAGCAUCAGCGAACAAGGUUUUGGUCGGCUGAGGAAGCUUCAAUUGUUCAUGGAAGGUUUAGAUGAGUUGCAGAUCGAAGAAGAGGCCAUGCCCCAUUUGAUACAGCUGAAACUACGUUCCAAGAGAGUAGAAACAAAGCUGAUUGAUUAUU